Messenger RNA from Passer domesticus (house sparrow), 3048 nucleotides. It is a transcript of the gene OLFM4, whose product is annotated as olfactomedin 4. Lineage: Eukaryota; Metazoa; Chordata; Aves; Passeriformes; Passeridae. Gene Ontology annotation, biological process: signal transduction. Bases 92 to 1627 code for a protein of 511 amino acids. The record is from RefSeq and is a predicted model, not a curated record. The transcript is spliced from 8 exons.
GCGGCCUUCUGGGGGAGAUGCUGUCACUCUGUAUGGGUAGAUGCCUGAAGCCUUCUGAUGAGGUCAAAGCAACCCUGAUCUGAGAUUCAAAAUGAAUAGGAAGAGUAAAAAGGAGAAUGCCACAGCUUUCAGAAAUGGGGUUAUGGCUGAGAAGAUGAAGCACACACUGGUGGCUGUGCUUCUCGUCGUGCAGAGCAUGAGUGCUCUGGCUGAGACGACAGCAGCAACAGGAGGGACCACUCAUCUCAGUACGAUGCUUCCAUAUCUGACUCAGCCUAGGAAUACAAAUGGCAAAUUGCUCACUUCCCCAAAGCUCUUUGCCAACGUGUCCGGCUCUGUGAAUGAUGAGGGAACUUGUCAGUGCUCCGUGUACUUGCCCGAUACCACCUUUCCAGUGCAGAAGGCUGAGCAACUGGAAAUUAUAGCCACAACGCUCUCACAGAAGUUUGAGGCAGAGCUUUCUAAAGUUAAGGAGUACUCAAAAAGAAUUGAACUAUAUCAGCAGCAAAUCCUCAAUCUAACCAUCAGAGUGCAUCAAGUGGAGACAGGCAGUGUAUCUUACACAGAACUGGACUUCCAGUUACUGAAAGUGGAAAUCAGUGACCUAGAAAGACUGGUCACUCAGCUGAAACCCAGCCUUGUUGGAAGCAAUGCCAUCGUUGAGCAAAUAUAUUUGGAGAUCACCAAUCUGACUAUACUGGUAAAUGAACUAGAGUCACUGGACAAAAACAAUGUCCUGGCAAUUCGUCGACAAAUUACAUCUCUGCAGAAUCGGUUGAAAGAAUGUGAACAGAACGCAACCAAAACUACACCACCCCCUUAUUUCCCACCAGGUACCUGCGUUCACCGUGGACCGAUGAAUGUUAGCCAGCCUUAUGUUGCCAAGCUGAAUUGGAGAGGAUUUUCCUACAAAUAUGGUUCCUGGGGUAGAGAUUAUGAUCCCUCUAACCCAGAGAAGGAAGUCUAUUGGGUUGCACCAUUGAACACUGAUGGGAGAUACUUAGAAUACUUCAGAAUUUAUAAUUCCUUUGAUGAUUUGCUGCUGUUUAAAUACUCGUAUGAAAGGAGAAUAACAUAUGGGGAAGGAAGUGGUGCUGCCCUUUAUAAGAAUUACUUGUACUAUCAUCGUUAUGGUUCGAGAUACAUGGUGAAACACGAUAUAAAAACAAACACGGAGGUUUUGAGGAAGGAGCUUCCAGGUGCUGCUAUUGGUAACCGCUUCUCUUAUGCAGGCGUAGCAUGGCAGGACAUAGAUUUUGCUGUGGAUGAAAGUGGGUUAUGGGUAAUAUAUUCAACUGAAAAUAACGUGGGCAACAUUGUGAUUAGCAAGCUCAAUGAGACCACACUUGAUGUGCUAAAUACUUGGCAGACGAGGCAGUACAAGCCAUCUGUUUCCAAUGCUUUCAUGUUAUGUGGUGUUCUUUAUGCCACAAGGCCGUUGAACACUAAGAAAGAGGAGAUCUUCUACAUGUAUGACACAAGUACUGGCCAAGAAAAUAGAGUUAGUAUCAUCAUGGAUAAAAAGUUAGAUACAAUCCAGAGCAUUGAUUAUAGCCCCACAGAUCAGAAACUGUAUGUUUACAGUGAUGGUUACCUCGUAAGAUAUGAUGUGACUUUUCAGCCUUAGUACCUCAGGGAUAUAUGCAUAUGACAAAACUGGCAGCAGCCAAUAUGAAAGAUCCAAUAGACCUUUAGACGAUGCUACUGCCACUUCAGAGUUCAUCUGAUCUGAUGACCUCUAUGUGGAGGUGUCAUACAGGUACUUAUACUCUUUAAAGGGAUUGCCCGCUCUGACCACUAAUAUUGCUGGCAGCAGUUGGCAUUAUGUUUUUUUUCUAGGUUUUGCUUGGUGUUUAUUGGUGCUUGGUGCUUUGCAAUUGUCCUUUUUCUGGGGGGUAGAUGCAGUGCUUUUUGGUUGCAGAAAUAGCUGGGCACAGACUAUCUGGUGACCAAGUAGCUAAUUACCCACUGAUUUGCAUUUGUCAGAGUAACACAAGCAAGGCACUCAGAAACCGAAUGAAUUUCCACUGAUCUUCAUCAGAGUGAAAUGAGGCCUCAGAGAAAUUAAUUCAAGGAUUAAAAUAGAUUAGGAAGUAGACUUGGUCAGAAGACAGCAAUCCAUUUGUUAGUUGGAAGCAGUGGUUUCUGGCUCAAGAGCUCAGGAAGGAGGGCAAAAAUGCGCUUGGCUGUGUGAGGGCUACCACAGGAAGGGAAGGCAUUGUGGAAGGGACAGGGCUUACUGCCCUUGAUAGCAGUGAUGUAGUGGGACACUGGUCCCUGGCCCCCACCUAUAGCUGCCUCCAAGCAGUUCAACAUUUUCCCAAGCUGCCACACUACCAGGCUGCCUUAUUUGCGUGCUUGUGGAGGCAAAACUGGCAAGUAUGGUUUUCAUCAAUGUUCCUUUCUGUCCCACUCUGCUUUCCUUAUUUAUUCUGUGUGUCUAAACCCAGCCCUACAAAUGGUCUUACUAUACUCUAGCUAUAUACUCCAUUUUCCAGCCAGUGCAGUGCAAAGAACACAGUUUUCCUUUUCUUUAUGUUCUCCUAAGUUUAUGCAAAUCCUCCCAUUGACUUUAUUGGCCACGAGUGUCUCUCAGUGUAUAUAAUGCAUUGCCAUAGAAUAACAGACGUGUUAUUUGAUGUGCCUCUUUCCAACAUUUUUGCCAUUCUGUAAUUAGAUUCCUGAGAUCCUCGUUAAUCUAGGCUCCUGUUUGUUCCUUGGGUAAUUCUGUUUUACAGCAAGGUAAGAGGUCUUGUGGAAAAUGUGAGUCUGGUCAAACUAGUUGAAUAUAUGAUACAGAUUUCAUUUUUUAAAAUGGUUAUUGUGUGAUAGCUUCUGAACAUGUGUAUUGUAACAAUGUCUUAUUUUCACAUCAGAAAGCAAGAUAAAACACUGAAAUUCAGAGCUCUGAAAUGACAAAGAAAGCAGUUCAUGUGGUUAAUUUUCUUCUGUUACAUAUGCAACCGUGUCUGUGUCCUCUGAUAAUCAAAACCAAAAACAUAUAUGCAAAUGAUUGCUUUCAUUUUAAUAAAAAACUGUUUCAAAGAA